CCACAGACUAAGUCAGAGAACAAGAAAAUAACAAAAGAACAAGACAAGGAGUCAAAAAGAUGUAUAAAUCAAAUUACAAGUCUAUAAGUUCACAUCAUAGGACCUAUUCAAAGGGACCCUACCAAGAUAGGCAAAUAUACUAUUCACAGAGGAGCCUGAACUCACUUCUUUUACAAUCAGGAGUAACUCGAAGGCUGAAGAGAACUCUGAACAAGCAUAAUAAGAUUACCAGACCAUAUAACCCGAUUGAUCGUUUGGAAAAUCUAGCAUUGCCAAGUGUCUUACAAUCUUAUGAUAAUAAAUCUGAUUCAGUAUAUUCAGACCCUUUACCAGAAUACAAUAGUAUGGAAACCAAUAUGUCAGAAGAGGAGGACCAACAGCGUCAAGUCGUGACUUAUCCAGUUGUCCCUUUAAAUGAUAAUGCUGUAACAGGUCAUGGUGAAUGUAUAAUGGACAACAUUUCUGAUCCAUGGAAUGAUAGUGGUUUUGGGUCCACUUCUGAUACUCCAACGGCCCUCCCAAGGCCCAGAGUACUGAUUUAUAUCCCCUUACUCAAGACAGAAAAAAGAAAUCCACCAAUAAAAAAAUGCACAGUAGUUUCAAAUUCUCAAGAUGUCACCCCCCUUACCAGCACCGAGUUUAAACCCUUAUUAACCGAGAAUCAGAGCGGAGAGGAUAUUCACGAUGUUGGGGAUACAGGUUUAGUUAAUUUGUUCACAGGGGAGAAUAAUCUCGCACCACGAACUGAAUCUAGCAUAAGUAAUUCUGGAGAAAAAUCAAACAAUCGCUCAUCCGAAUAUAUGCUUGAUGAGCCUGCUUUUGGUGUAAAAAAUCAGCAUCACUUUUACAAGUGUGAUUUUUGUGACUUCACAGUGCCUAGCAAAGGAAAAAUGAAGGUCCAUUUUGAGAGUACUCUACACACAAGGGCUGCUGAAAUAAUGGGAUAUAAAAUGGAUGGAAAAUAUCAUUGUAAAUCUAUCAUUGACCCAGCAGCUGUGUUUCUGAAUGCAGAAAAAAGAACUCAGGUGACUGAUUUAGUUGUCAUGUGCCCUAUAUGCUUUACUUAUUAUCCCACUAUGUACCAGUGUGCCAAUCAUGCAAAGCAGAACCACUGUGAAAAUGUUUAUGGUAUAGGAAAAGUUAUUGGACAACACACAAUCUAUAUACCAUCUGCUUUAAAGUGCCUGUGUAAUGUCUGGUUCAAUGAGGAAUCAAAAUAUAUAAAACAUAUACAAACAUGUAAGCAUUUUCGAAUUCAACCACAAGCCAACGUUUCCUUUUUCCAGGUCUGUCCAUUUUGUUAUGAAGUGUUUAAUGAUAUCAUUGGAUGUCGAGCUCAUAUUCAGAGUGGAAGAAAGAGGCACAGUGUAACAAAGAUUAUUGAGGUCAACACUAUUCAUGUUAGUCAUCCCACCAUCAAAAAACCAAUGUUGCCAUACGCUUGUGGUCCAACAUUACAAGACACCUCUGAAACUAGAGUGAUUUAUCCUCGUAACAGGAAGAAAGCCAUGCGAGCUUGGAGAAGGAACAAAAGAAUGACCCGGAAUGCCUUCUGUAAGAGGAACAAGUCUAAGAGGAACACAUAUAAAAAAGACCAAAACGCAGUAAACCAUGUUUGACCGUUAUUAUAAAAUGGUUAAGAAGGAAAGCUAUGCUGACCUGGGGAAGGAACAUAAGAAUGACCCAGAAUGCCUUCUGUAAGACCAACAAACUUAACAGGAACAAAUAUAAAAAAGACCAAAAAGCAGUGAACCAUGUUUCACAGUUAUUAUAAAAUGGUUUAGUUGUGAGAAGGAAUUUUUUUCUCUUCUAUAUCUGAGUUUCCCUGUGAUACUGAAUAUAGAUUUGCUACAUUUAUCAGGCUUCUUUUUUCAAUUUUGUAACAAAGGUCAUCGUAUUUUUAGUUUAAAUUAUUCCUCCACUUGAUGUAGGAUUUAUUCAUAAUGAUGUUUUUCUGUAUUCAUUUUUGGAGAAUAAUUCUUAGAGUGAAAUUUUAGUCAAUAGCCCAGUACAUGUAUUCAUAUAUUUUACAAACAGAUGAAAAAGAUUCGAAUCAGUGACUCAGUUAAUUAUUAGAAUAUAUGUCUGAAAUAUAUUUAAUAAAACUUUGUUUAAUUCACAUUUAGUGUAGUUUUCUGCGGUGAACAUUCAAAUCCAUUGGAAUUCAUAAACAUUUAACCCAUGUUAGCAUUCUCAAAACCUUGUUAUGGCACAA
Molecule: messenger RNA, 2215 nt
Organism: Saccostrea echinata
Lineage: Eukaryota; Metazoa; Mollusca; Bivalvia; Ostreida; Ostreidae
Exons: 2
Coding region: 60-1619 (519 amino acids)
Source: RefSeq, a predicted model, not a curated record